This is a messenger RNA of Tachysurus vachellii, 3065 nucleotides long. RefSeq names its product protein phosphatase 2, regulatory subunit B', beta (gene ppp2r5b). Bases 1310 to 2821 code for a protein of 503 amino acids. The transcript has 13 exons. Lineage: Eukaryota; Metazoa; Chordata; Actinopteri; Siluriformes; Bagridae. Gene Ontology annotation, molecular function: protein phosphatase activator activity. Gene Ontology annotation, biological process: protein dephosphorylation; signal transduction. The record is from RefSeq and is a predicted model, not a curated record. Gene Ontology annotation, cellular component: nucleus; cytosol; protein phosphatase type 2A complex.
AUGGCUCUGUGCGCGUGCAAUGUCAGUCCUAUAAUAUGAGGAGAGAGAGAGAGAGAGAGAGAGAGAGAGAGAGAGACUGGAAAAAAGGCUUGGAGGAAGGAGACACAGACGACGACUAGGCUAUAACCCGCCAGACAGAUAGAUGAUCAUGAUCUCGGAUUUAUUUUAGAAACUGCAUCAGUGCAUCGGUGCUGUGGUUGGAUUAGUGAGCAAACGAGCGUGGGAAGAAUAGAAAAAAAUAAACAACAAACGUUUUGAGGUCGAUAGCGCAAGCGCAUGUAAGUAAAUAAAUAUAUAAAUAAGUAGAAACAGGAGGCGAGCGUCAUCCGCAGUGUGUUAGCUUUUAGCCUCCAUCUCUCCUUGCAGCACCUGCGCGCGCUCAGGCAUCAGGAGACGGAGGCACGGAGGAACACAAACACGAGCAGUGGCACAAACGUGGAUCUGAAGAUCAGUGUUUUAUGAUAUAUGUAUAUAUUUUGGGUGGGGGGGGAGAAAUAAAAAGGAAGAGCGAGGUGUUUGUAACAGUGCGGAUUGCCGUCGCUGAUGCACACAUGUCCGCGGGUGUGAAGUCGCCAUUCUCCGCCCUGCAGCGCGGACAGCAGCUCUGAUCUGGAUCACACACUGCUCACAUCCACAGGCCUGUAACACAGAACCACUGGCCUGCAUUUAAGACACGGGAUCAGAACCUUGGGCUGAUAGGACAUCAGAUCAAUAAGUGAUGCAGUUGAUGGUGCUCGGACGAGGAGGCAUCUGACUGGGUUUUUAUUCCCCACACCUAUUUUGCCAGACCUCCAACAUGGGACAACACUGAUUGAAGAAAGGAAAAAAAACGGCAUGUUGAUCGCAUCUUUAUUCUAUUCUUCAUCCCGCGACGAUUUCUAGGCCAAUCUUUCGAGUUUAUAAUUAUUUGAGUAAAGACCACAUCCAGGCUGAUGACUUACACAUGACGCCAAUACGGCAGCGCAGUCUUUAUAGUAGCGCUGGAUGUGUCUGUGCGCCCCCAUAUUUCUAUAAGUAGACCGCUAUAGAUUUAUUCAGCGUUCGUUGUCUUGGAGAUGUGCUGAUUUUAAAAACAGAUUUUUGGGGGAAUUAUUAAAAACACAGGGAUUAGACAAAUCCUGCACUGAUUAUUCUAUCCACAUCCUGACUGGGCCGGUUUUUCCUUCAGGCUUAUUGCUGGUGAAAUUCUUGUCUCUUUUUUUUCCAUUCUUUUUUUUUUGCUGUUUGGUCAGCAGCUGAUACAAGGCACUAAGGAAGAAUUGUCUCCAGUUGCGUUACGGACAUCAGGCUUCUGUCAGGCUUUGCACCCAUGGAUCAGCCCACCAAGCUGCCCCCAUCGAGUCCGUCCUCACCCACAGCAGCCUUCUCUGUGCCCAGUGCUGAGAAGGUGGAUGGCUUUCCACGUCGCUCCAUGCGCAGGGCCCGCCAGAGAAGGUCACACAGCUCAUCGCAGUUCCGUUAUCAGAGCUCGCAGGUGGAGCUCACAUCUCUGCCUCCACUCAAAGAUGCUUCAGUGGCAGAACUCCAUGAUCUGUUUUGUAAGAAGCUGCAGCAGUGUUGUGUGCUCUUUGACUUCCUGGACUGUGUGGCUGACCUGAAGGGGAAAGAGAUCAAGCGUGCAGCAUUAAAUGAGCUGGUGGAGAGCGUGGCCACCAACCGCGGCAUCCUCAUCGAGCCUCUCUAUCCUGAGGCCAUCAAGAUGAUCUCGGUGAACAUCUUCCGUACUCUGCCACCCAGUGAGAACCCAGAGUUUGAUCCAGAGGAGGAUGAACCCACAUUGGAGGCCUCCUGGCCUCAUUUACAGUUGGUGUAUGAGUUCUUUUUACGCUUCUUGGAGAGUCCUGAUUUCCAGCCCUCCAUGGCCAAACGUUAUGUGGAUCAGAAAUUUGUUCUGCAGUUGCUGGAGCUGUUUGAUAGUGAGGACCCCAGAGAGAGGGAAUAUCUGAAGACCAUACUGCAUCGUGUCUAUGGCAAACUGCUCGGCCUCAGAGCGUACAUCCGGAAACAGAUCAACAACAUCUUCCUCAGGUUCAUUUAUGAAACUGAACAUUUCAACGGAGUGGCAGAACUGCUGGAGAUUUUGGGCAGUAUCAUUAAUGGCUUUGCCCUUCCUCUGAAGUCAGAGCACAAGCAGUUUCUGGUGAGGGUCUUGAUUCCCUUACACACUGCCAAAUCUCUGUCCAUCUUUCAUGCACAGCUUGCCUACUGUGUUGUGCAGUUUAUGGAGAAAGACGCCUCUGUUACAGAACAUAUCAUCAAAGGGUUGCUGAAAUAUUGGCCCAAAACAUGCACUCAGAAAGAGGUGAUGUUCCUGGGGGAGAUUGAGGAGAUUCUGGAUGUGAUCGAGCCAUCCCAGUUCAUUUGUGUGCAGGAGUCACUUUUUAAGCAGAUCGCCAACUGUAUCUCCAGCCCCCACUUCCAGGUUGCAGAGCGGGCUCUGUAUUUCUGGAAUAAUGAGUAUAUUCUGAGUCUGAUCGAGGAGAACUGUCAGGUGAUUCUGCCUCUGGUCUUUGGCACGCUUUACAGAGUCUCCAAAGAGCACUGGAACCAAACUAUUGUGUCACUUAUCUACAACGUCUUGAAGACCUUUAUGGAGAUGAAUAGCAAGCUUUUUGACGACCUUACUGCCUCCUACAAGUUGGAGAAACAGAAGGAGCAGAAGAGGGAGAAGGAGCGUGCUGAGUUGUGGAAGGGGCUGGAGGAGCAGCAGGAGCGGAGGCUGCAGAGUCUGGGGGAAGCAAGUCGCAACCAAAAGAACCUGCAAGAGCGAGAGAACCUGAACAAGAAUGAGCCAGAGAGCAGCGCUGCCAAUGCCACCUAGAACACACAAAAACACACACACACACACACACACACACACACACACACACACACACACACACACGCACAUGCACAUGCACAUACACACACACAGACCAAUGCACAAGCCAAUAUGUACAAACAUGGAGAACAUAAUAAUACAUACUUUGUUUUACUGACAGUUUUUACUCUGGAACUUGCCAUCACCUCUUAAAACUCCUACACACACACACACACACACACACACACACACACACACACAUACA